CUUCCGGCGGCGCGCGAGGUCACGCCCUGGUCCGGGCCCGCUCGUCCUCCCGUCCGCACGUGUGUGCUCCGCGAUGCUGCCGCUGCUGCGCUGCGUGCCCCGCGCCCUGGGCGCCGCCGCCACCGCCCUCCGCGCCGCCGCCCCGGGCCCGGCGCUCCGGCAGCUGCUGCAGCCCGCGCCCCGCCCGUGCCUCCGGCCCUUCGGUCUGCUCAGCGUGCGAGCCGGCUCCGCGCGGCGCUCCGGCCUCCUGCAGCCCCCGGUGCCUUGCGCGUGCGGCUGUGGCUCCCUGCACACCGAAGGAGACAAAGCUUUUGUUGAGUUCUUGACGGAUGAAAUUAAAGAAGAAAAGAAAAUCCAGAAACAUAAGUCCCUUCCCAAGAUGUCUGGAGAUUGGGAGCUGGAAGUGAAUGGGACGGAGGCUAAACUAUUGCGCAAAGUUGCUGGAGAAAAGAUCACUGUCACCUUCAACAUCAACAACAGCAUCCCCCCAACGUUUGACGGUGAGGAGGACCCCCCACACGGGCAGAAGGCAGAGGAGCAGGAGCCGGAACUGACAUCAACUCCCAAUUUUGUGGUUGAAGUUACAAAGAGUGAUGGCAAGAAGACCCUCGUACUGGACUGUCACUAUCCUGAGGAUGAGAUCGGACAAGAAGAAGAGGCCGAGGGUGAUAUUUUCUCUAUCAAGGAAGUUAGCUUUCAGUCCACUGGUGACUCCGAAUGGAGGGACACUAACUACACACUCAACACGGAUUCCCUGGACUGGGCCUUGUAUGACCACCUCAUGGAUUUUCUUGCCGACCGAGGGGUGGACAACACUUUUGCCGAUGAGUUGGUGGAGCUCAGUACAGCCCUAGAGCACCAAGAAUACAUCACCUUUCUGGAGGACCUCAAAAGCUUUGUCAAGAGCCAGUAGAAAUGACAGAGACUGGAGGCCUUAAUUUAAAUGGCAAGCUUGGCCAGUAAACAAAAGCUACCUAGACAUCAGAGUUAUGCUUUCAAAUGGCUGUCAUCCUAAUAUCAUGGGAGGAAAAAGCAAGUUUAACACUUUAUUGCUGUUAUGCUUCCAUUUACUAUUCAUUUGGUUUUUUCCUGUACAAAUCUGUGAUCUGUAGAUUUUUGUAUAAGAUGGACAAUAAAAUUGAUUUUAUCACCAAGAA
Psammomys obesus (fat sand rat) is the source of this 1157-nucleotide messenger RNA. It is a transcript of the gene C1qbp, whose product is annotated as complement C1q binding protein. Lineage: Eukaryota; Metazoa; Chordata; Mammalia; Rodentia; Muridae. The record is from RefSeq and is a predicted model, not a curated record. The transcript has 6 exons. Gene Ontology annotation, biological process: cytosolic ribosome assembly. Gene Ontology annotation, cellular component: mitochondrial matrix. Bases 74 to 913 code for a protein of 279 amino acids.